This is a messenger RNA of Trypanosoma cruzi, 1473 nucleotides long. RefSeq lists its product as uncharacterized. NCBI's taxonomy places the organism in Eukaryota, Euglenozoa, Kinetoplastea, Trypanosomatida, Trypanosomatidae. Bases 1 to 1473 code for a protein of 490 amino acids. The record is from RefSeq and is a predicted model, not a curated record. The transcript has a single exon.
AUGAGUACUGAAAGCUUUGAGGUGCCACGCAAUGAGGCUGUGGAGAAGAGUGGAAACGUCUAUUCUCCUCCCCCAUUUUCGUACUACGUGACGCGCAAAGAGGAGGAUUCCGCAGACGAACCCAUUUCGUCCACUUCCAAGCCGGGCAAUGCGGGUCAAAACAAGGAAACCCUGGGUGGGGCGGGAGAACUUCCUCCCGGUGCGGCGGCCCAACCGUUUUCGGCGAGAAAUGUUGGUCGUUUUCUUGAGCAACAGCGGUAUUUGAGAGAAAUCAACAGACCGCAUACUAUUUCAUUAUGGGAUCAGGCUUGCGUGGGCCAUCUAUUUCCUGGUAUGUUUGAGGGGACCAUUGACGCCAUGGAGUUAUUCCAUAUUCUUAAGAUGCUUGUCAUGGUAGCCAUUAACUCGGUUACAGUGACAGUCAACGUCUUUCACGGAACUACCUUGGUGAGCUCUCUCGAGUGGGCCAAGCCAAUGUCUAGGGUUGUUUUCCUUAUUGAGUUUUUGGUGGUCUAUUUCUUCUUUCUUUUCCUUAUCGUCGUCAUACUACAUGCUAUAGCGUAUGGUAAUGUUGGCGCCAAUCUUGCCGGGGAUAUCGCUGCUCUUUCGGAAAGAAUCACCAGCUUCUCUUCUCUCCGUGUUGUGGCUAUAGUUUCCCCAGACUUUGCCAUUAAUAACAUUUUUCCCAUAGUACAAAAUGCCGUGUCCGUCUCUGAAUAUCUUAGGGCGGCUCUAUUUUUUGUCUUAUGGUUGUGCGCAUGUGUUUUGGCGAUGGCAGCAGUCGUGCUUAAGGUGACUCAGAUUGAAUUUGCAAGUACACUCAGUAUCAGUAGCUGGACUUUUGGUGAGUUUAUCCAACUUGUAGGUCUUACCAUGAACUUGGCUCGUGUAAAUGAUUCCUACGAGACAGAAACUCAGGUGCUAUUGGAUGCGGUUCAUCGCCACUUCUGCAGUCCUGGAAUGCCAAAGGAUAGUUUUAAUCGUGUGGAGUGUUUAUACACACGUCUUUGCGACUACUUAUCUCUUCCACGCCCUAAGAAAUACGAGUUUUUUGAUGCGAUCUUUGACUACCACUUUAAACUCGCGCAGGAACAAAAAAAUAUCCCAUUGCCUAUGAAACUGCGUAAGAUGCUGAAUUAUUUGGCCUUUAUACUUCGAACGGACAAUGCGGUCUUACGCCGAUUACUGCAGAUGUCGCAGUCACCACUUCCUUUCUUUCAGAUGGGGCGUGACGCCUUUUUUCAAUGCUUCAAUGAACACGAUGAGUUGGGCAUGCUGGUUGCGGUUUGGCGAAGUGAUCCCGCAUCGCUACCGGUGAAACUGUUUGGGAUGGAAAAUAAGGGCGUGUUUAACAUCACCUACAAAUGUGAAGAUGGACGCCACGCGUGGGAUGCGGAUAACUUGUCUCAUAUUCUUUCCCACUCGGAGUCUGAGAAGAAGUUCCACAAGGAUGUUGUUGAUGCGUGCCUUUAA